Molecule: messenger RNA, 2756 nt
Organism: Sapajus apella (tufted capuchin)
Lineage: Eukaryota; Metazoa; Chordata; Mammalia; Primates; Cebidae
Gene: PTDSS1
Product: phosphatidylserine synthase 1
Exons: 13
Coding region: 357-1778 (473 amino acids)
Biological process (GO): phosphatidylserine biosynthetic process
Molecular function (GO): L-serine-phosphatidylethanolamine phosphatidyltransferase activity
Source: RefSeq, a predicted model, not a curated record
ACGGCUGGCUGCGUGGGCGAGAAAGAGUCAGCCAGGGGGCCCAGUUGCCCUUCUCCGGCAUGCCCCUCUCCUGGGUCCCCGUGGACUUGAAGUCUGAAGUCUCCUCGAGUGCAUAGAGAUGCCUCGGCCGGGACAACAGCGUGGGGACGGUCGGCGGCGCCCCCUGUCCCAGGCCGCGGUGGCGGCGCCGCGACCCCGCCCUCUCGCGCCUGUCCUUUCCUCAGCUCCCAGCCUUUGCUGGGCGCCAGACCCGGCUUCGCAGUCCGGCAAUUCUCCUACUGUGGCUCGUCACCCCCGGGGUCCCGGCCUCCGCGGGCUGGGGCCGCCGCCACCGCGACAGGACGGGGAAGCGGGCCAUGGCGUCCUGCGUGGGGAGCCGGACGCUGAGCAAGGAUGAUGUGAACUACAAAAUGCAUUUCCGGAUGAUCAACGAGCAGCAAGUGGAGGACAUCACCAUUGACUUCUUCUACCGGCCGCACACCAUCACCCUGCUCAGCUUCACCAUCGUCAGCCUCAUGUACUUCGCCUUUACCAGGGAUGACUCUGUUCCAGAAGACAACAUCUGGAGAGGUAUCCUCUCUGUUAUCUUCUUCUUUCUUAUCAUCAGUGUGUUAGCCUUCCCCAAUGGUCCAUUCACUCGACCUCAUCCAGCAUUAUGGCGAAUGGUUUUUGGACUCAGUGUGCUCUACUUCCUGUUCCUGGUAUUCCUACUCUUCCUGAAUUUCGAGCAGGUUAAAUCUCUAAUGUAUUGGCUAGAUCCAAAUCUCCGAUACGCCACAAGAGAAGCUGAUGUCAUGGAGUAUGCUGUGAACUGCCAUGUGAUCACCUGGGAGAGGAUUAUCAGCCACUUUGAUAUAUUUGCAUUUGGACAUUUCUGGGGCUGGGCCAUGAAGGCCUUGCUGAUCCGUAGUUACGGUCUCUGCUGGACAAUCAGUAUUACCUGGGAGCUGACUGAGCUCUUCUUCAUGCAUCUCCUCCCCAAUUUUGCGGAGUGCUGGUGGGACCAAGUCAUUCUGGACAUCCUGCUGUGCAACGGCGGUGGCAUUUGGCUGGGCAUGGUUGUUUGCCGGUUUUUAGAGAUGAGGACUUACCACUGGGCAAGCUUCAAGGACAUUCAUACCACCACCGGGAAGAUCAAGAGAGCGGUGCUGCAGUUCACUCCUGCUAGCUGGACCUAUGUUCGAUGGUUUGACCCCAAAUCUUCUUUUCAGAGAGUAGCUGGAGUAUACCUUUUCAUGAUCAUCUGGCAGCUGACUGAAUUGAAUACCUUCUUCUUGAAGCAUAUCUUUGUGUUCCAAGCAAGUCAUCCAUUAAGUUGGGGUAGAAUUCUCUUUAUUGGUGGCAUCACGGCUCCCACAGUGAGACAGUACUACGCUUACCUCACCGACACACAGUGCAAGCGCGUAGGAACACAGUGCUGGGUGUUUGGGGUCAUUGGUUUCCUGGAGGCUAUUGUUUGCAUAAAAUUUGGACAAGAUCUCUUCUCUAAGACCCAAAUACUCUAUGUUGUGCUUUGGCUUCUUUGCGUGGCUUUCACCACUUUCCUCUGUCUGUACGGCAUGGUUUGGUAUGCAGAACACUGUGGUCAACGAGAAAAGACCUACUCAGAGUGUGAAGAUGGCACCUACAGUCCAGACAUCUCCUGGCAUCACAGGAAAGGUACAAAAGGUUCUGAAGACAGUCCACCCAAGCACGCAGGCAACAACGAAAGCCAUUCUUCCAGGAGAAGGAAUCGGCAUUCCAAGUCAAAAGUCACCAACGGCGUUGGAAAGAAAUGAAAGACCCUGGUUAAUCAAAGAUGUUCCAGAGUGCCUAGAACUGAGAGGGAAACGGAACUCAUCUGGACCUCCCUGUGAGGAGGUCAAGGCGCACAGGGCAAGCAGGAAGAGGCGAGGGUACUUGGGGGUCAUUAUUUGACAUCGUAAGUCUUGUUUCCCACAGACCUGGCCGCGCCAGGCAGAUCAUUGCCUGGGGGCCUUCGCCAAUGUGGGGUCUGUUCUCACUUCAGCACUUGGCACGCAGUCACCGGUGGCAGUGCGGUGCGCUGGAGGGAAACGGUAGCUAUCCACUCACAGUCGCCAAGAGCAGCUCCGUGCUUGCUGUAUGGUGGAUGCAGCCUCAACAUCUUCCUUCAGACAAGACAUUAACCCCACGGUUAAUGGACUGGUCAGCAGUUUUUAUUUUAUUUUUAUGAAUCUACCAUCCCAUUGAUUGAUUUAAGUUCAGGCCACUUUUCUGUCUUUUAUUUUGUUAUUGUCGUUAUUUGUUUUUAAGUUAGGAUGCUUUUUAAUAGCCUUUAGAAGCCGCUGCUGAAAUUGACAUUGGGGGAAGGGUUCCCCUUCCUGCUAGAGUGAAGAAGGGAGGAGGUAUUGCGUUUCUGUUAGGUAACCUCAAUCUCCUUUAAGACCUUCCACCACGUGGCGAGUGUACACCGGUCAGGAGAGGGUAGCUGCCUGCCUAGGAGCCUUGCUUCCAAUUAUUCCCUUCCCAAUGUGAUUCAUCCAGACUUAACCCUCCGUGCACAAAAACAAACCUGCUAGAGAGGCAGUGGACACCACAGCUUCUCCCCAGCCAGGUGCCUUUUACAUCGGGUUUGUUCUCCUUCCAUGGUGUGUUGCCGACAUUGUCACUGAGUUCCAUGUGAGGUGCUGGUGAGUAUUACCUUUCAUCCGUGCCAUGCUCCAGAACCUUGACCCUGAUAGUUCACCACCUCUGAUAGAUCCCUGUUUUAAAUAAAAUGAUCCACGUUAAAGCCU